ACAGAAAACAAUAUGUCUAUAAUCAAAAAAUUUUAAUAUAUUUUUAACAUGUAUAAACCAAAAAAUACAUCAUUUAAAAACAAAUAGAGUUUUAAUUAGGCAUUUGUGACUGAUCAUGCACUUAUGACUUGUCUCACCGCCAAUGUAAAGAUGUCACCAGACUUUGUAGGCUCUUUUUGGCAAAUAAAGCACUUGUUAAUGUUCGUUUAAUGUACACAUAAUUAGCUUGAACCAUUUCACUCUAUAAAAGAACCUACACUUUCUAUUCCUCACUCCCUCCACAAACCAACAAACAUUCAAUGCCAACUUUAUCCUCCACUAGUAAGACAACAAUGGGUUCUCCUCUGCAAACACUGAUUGCCACAGUGGCUAUGCUAAGCCUGCUUAUCGGAUGUGCAGAGAAAGUGAGUGGAAUGCGUUACAUUCCCAACUUCUUCACUACCGGUGAGACAAAACACUCAGAGUUUCUUGUGAGCAUUGCACCCCAACCAUCUGGUCUGAUCCCUAGACUAGGAAGAUUCUUGCUGCCACCUCAACCUAAAAGGCCAUUCCAUCCUUACCACGAUCCAAUUGCUGCUGCUCCAGCCUCUUCUUGUGGAAUCCCUAGUAAUUUUGCCCCACACCCUGGAUAUGGAGCUUCCGGUCCAAGCUCUAGAGAAGAUGAAGUUCCACCAGUGCCACAACCACUUGAACCCAUCAACAAAUAAGCAUUUGCUACAUGCAAAAGGGUUUACAACCUUGGUAUUGUCAGUUUCCUUCCAUCAUAUAUAGUCAUAUAUUUGUUCUAUCUCUCAAGAUAAGAUAUAUAAUGUAUAAUAAAGAAUCAAGAGCAUUUGCUUAUACGCUAUUCUAAACAUAAUAAAAAUGUUUCCAAAACAAA
Molecule: messenger RNA, 880 nt
Organism: Brassica napus (rape)
Lineage: Eukaryota; Viridiplantae; Streptophyta; Magnoliopsida; Brassicales; Brassicaceae
Product: putative cell wall protein
Exons: 1
Coding region: 300-707 (135 amino acids)
Source: RefSeq, a predicted model, not a curated record